AGUUAUUAAGUAAAAUAUUUAUUUAAAAUCAUAUAAAUCAUGGUAAAAUCAUUUUUUUAUAAAAACACAAAUUAAACACUUUAAAAGCUCCCUGUCCAGCAGGAGUAUAUUUUUUUCGACUUAUCUGCAACAUUUUCCACCUUUGCCUCCUCUGGAACUUCUCCUUGGUGCACAGCAGUCAUCACUGCUACUAGUAUAGGAAUCGUAGGAAUCUGAACUAUCGGAAUAAUCGCUUGAAGAUGAAUCGUCAUAUCUGCAAGAAUUUCUUUUGCUGGUUGGCUAAAAAACACGAGAAAACCGUUUUUAAUGAAACUGACCAAUCAGAAUCAUUCUUAAGUCUUUAAAUGGAUGAUUGUAAUUGGCUCCAAAGUCAAAGCACUGCUAAACAUUAUAAAAAAACAUGUGGUGCGUUUUUUCUUUGAUUUUUACUUUACAGAAGUGUAAAACUUACUUUGCAACAUGACGUUGAUUUUCUAGAACAAGCGGUACUUUUUCUAGUUGUGCUUUUCUUAGCUGCAGGUUUUUUUGCCGCGGUUUUUCCACGUGGUUUGCAGGGUGCACAAGAAGAACGACAACUAGGCAUUAUAAUGGAUAAAAACUAAAAACAAUAAUAAUACCUACAUUCAACUUUUAUAAAAUGCAAUAAAUCUAAUAUAAUAAAUCUAACUUAGAGCAUUCUUACCUUUUACUGUGUUAAACGUUCAAAAACUGGACAUAAAAUAACGGUUUUGAAAAAAUUCACCGUUUUUAUACCCCUUCAGGCAAAAAAUCUUAGAAAAACUCACAAUCCACACAAAAAAAACUUAAAAUUCGCGCUAAUUUAGUUGGCAGCAAUUUAAAUCAGCGCUAUUUAAUUUUGAACUGUUGGCACUACUUAGCAGUUGGUAGCGCCGUAAAAGAUAAACGUCAAAUUUUCGCGCGUUGGUUUUUCGAGGCGUUUUUUAGCGUUAUUUGUUGUUAACAACAAUUAAAUAAUGUCAAAACGACAGAGUAAUACAUUGUUUAAUUAUUUUUCGUCGCCCAAAGGUAAACCAACUCCCGAAAAGAAGGGGAAAUUGAGUGUUACGAAAGACCCCGAAUAUGUUCCUAAAAAUGAUGAAAGUAGUGAUAGUGAGGGAGAAAUUACCAUUGCGCCUAAAAAGCGCACCAGAAUUUUGUCUGACAAUGAGUCAGACAGCGAAAAUGAAGUCCCAAAUAAGCAAACUAAUAAAAAAACUAAACUGGACUUAUCACAAUACAAAAACUCGCCUUUAAAAGUUGAUAAAACUCCCAAUAAAACACAAUCACAAGAAAAAUUUGAUUCCCUGGAAAAUAAACAAACAAAACUUCCUGAAAACACAACUGUUGAUAUGCAUUCGAAUUGGACACAUAACCAGCUAGACUUUUUAAAACCAAACAAAAUAAGAGACAUAAAAAAAAAUAAACUAGAUCACCCCGAUUAUGAUCCUACAACUUUGCAUGUUCCUGAGGAUUUUUUGAACAAACAAACCCCUGCAAUGAGGCAGUGGUGGAUUUUAAAGAGUACACAUUACGAUUCUGUGCUGUUUUUCAAAGUUGGCAAGUUCUAUGAGUUGUAUCACAUGGAUGCUGUUGUGGGGGUGCAACAUUUGAGUUUUUCUUAUAUGAAGGGUGAUUUUGCUCAUUCAGGAUUCCCUGAAACAGCCUAUGCUAAAAUGGCAGGUACUCUAAUUGAGAAGGGGUUUAAAGUGGCCAGAGUAGAGCAAACUGAAACCCCUGAUAUGAUGAACGAAAGAAUAAAAACAACUGGUAAAAAAAGUAAAUAUGAUAAAGUUGUUAGUCGGGAAAUUUGCCAGGUCUCAACUAAGGCUACGACUGUGUUAACUGCUCAAAUGCCCGAGUCCAGAACUUCACAAGCUUGUUACAUGUUUGCUAUUACAGAAACGAUUCUUUCAAACGGUAAGAGCCGUUUUGGGGUAUGUUUUGUAGACACAACAAUUGGAAUUUUUCGUUUAUCUGAAUUUGUUGAUGAUAAGCACUGCUCAAAACUGCUAAGUUUAUUUGCAGAAAAUCCACCUGGAUUGAUCCUCACUGAAAGGUCCAAAAACAAAACAACCUACACAGACCUUCUAAACACAACUUACAAAGAUAUCCGCAAGGAGAGUUUGGUAUCGAAAACCCAGUUUUACACGGCUCAAAAAACCCUUGAGAAGCUCUCGACAAGCUGCUAUUUCAAGGACAAGGACGGUAAUUUUCAUUGGCCGAAAGUUUUCGAAAAAUUGGCCGACAAUUGCAUGCCCAAUCCCGAUUACGAAUUGGUUAUAAAAAGUAUCGGCGCUUGUUUGUAUUACUUGAAAAAUUCCGAGAUCGACAUUCAAAUUUUUUCCAUGGGGAAGUUCGAGUUUUACGAGGCUUUGGAUCUGAGGGCGAAAAAUUCCGAGAGUUUGAAAAGGGAUUACAUGGUUUUGGACCAUGUUACCAUCAAAAAUUUGGAUUUGCUGGGCCCCAAGGGUACACUGCAGAAAACUUUGGAUUACUGUCAGACUGCGUUUGGAAAAAGGUUAUUAAUUCAAUGGAUUUGCCGUCCACUCUGCGACGCUCCAAAAAUCGAAGAACGUCAAAAAGCUGUCUCAGAACUUUGGAAUAACCCAGCUAUGCUAAAAUCAGCCCAAGAAAUCCUCAAAAAAUUGCCCGACCUGGAGAGGCAAGUUGCAAAAAUUCAUACAUAUGGUAACCGAUUCUGCGCUCAAAAUCAUCCGGACGGACGAGCAAUUUUCUACGAAGCCGUCACAUAUUCCAAACGUAAAAUUCAGGACCUCCUAAAGACGCUGAGGGCGUUCGAAAAAGUGCAAGAAUUGCCCGAAAUCUUUAACGGCUGCGAAUCGCGAUUGCUAAGGAAAUUAACCCACAACGAACCUCAAGGUCAUUUCCUGGAUUUAAGCGAAACGUUAAAGUUUUUCAGGAACAGUUUCGAUCAUGCGGAAGCCGAGAAAGAGGGCAAAAUAAUCCCGAAAAAAGGAUUAGAUGCCGAUUAUGACGACAUAGAGGAAAAAAUUGCGGAUAUUAAUAAAGAUUUGGGCGAUUAUUUGAGUCAGCAGAGCAAGAAGUUUGGGUGUAAGGUGACAUAUUUUGGUAGUGAUAAAAAAAGGUUUCAAUUGGAUAUACCUGAGAAUAAAACCAAGCAUGUGGAUGAGGAUUAUCAGCUGGAAGGAUCAAGGAAGGGGAAAUCGAAGAGAUAUCAUACUGAGGAAACCAGGCAAUUUUUGGCAGAUAUGCUCAAAGCAGAAGCCGAAAAGGCCAAAAUAAUUCUGGAUUUGAACCGCAGAAUUUUCGAAAAAUUCAGUCAGAGAUACGACGAAUGGGACAAAGUCAUACAAUGCCUCACCAUUUUGGACGUGUUAUGCUCUUUGGCCGAGUAUGCACGUUCAUUUUCACAGGACAUUUGUAUGCCCAAAAUCAAAGAUGACAACAACCAACAAAUUAUCAUCGAGAAUGGCAGACAUCCUUGCGUGAUGAAUGUAGAUAAUUUUGUUCCGAAUGAUUUGCAAAUGGGUGUGGAAAAUUUCGCAAAAAUUUUGAUUUUAACAGGGCCCAACAUGGGCGGUAAAUCCACUUUGAUGAGGCAGGCUGCACUAAUUUCCGUUAUGGCCCAAAUGGGAAGUUGCGUUCCGGCCUCCCUAUGCGAACUAAACCUCAUAGACCGGAUUUUCACGCGUCUAGGCGCCCACGACGACAUCAUACAGGGCCAAUCACGUUCUUCGUGGAAUUGUCCGAAGCAUCGGCAAUCUUGCAACACGCCACACAAAAUUCCCUCGUCCUGUUGGACGAGCUCGGCCCGCGGCACCAGCACCCACGGACGGCAACGCCAUUGCCACCGCAUAUUUAAAAAAAAUAACCAGUAUCAAGUGCAGAACCAUGUUUGCCACGCAUUACCAUUCGCUGGUUGACAGGUUCAUCGGCAACGAGGAUAUUCAGCUAGGUCAUAUGGCAUGCAUGGUAGAAAAUGACGAAGAUCCCACCCAAGAAUCCGUGACAUUCCUUUACAAAAUUGCAGAGGGCCGUUGUCCGAAAUCCUACGGUUUCAACGCUGCCAGAUUGGCAGGACUGAAUCAUGACAUUGUCGCGAAAGGCCGCGACGUUGCCAAAUCGUUGGAAAUGGAGAACAAAAAUCGCACGUUAUUCAGCAAGAUUUUCAAGAGCAUCGACAAUAUCGAUGAUGUGAGAAAAAUGAUUGCAAAGUUAAGUUUUUAAUUUUACAAUUUUAAGUAAGCAUUUUUUUAUUUUUAUGUUAUGUAUAAUGAUAUAAAGUUUCUGUUUUGUAUUAAAUAAACUUUUUUUACAUUUAA
Molecule: messenger RNA, 4304 nt
Organism: Brassicogethes aeneus
Lineage: Eukaryota; Metazoa; Arthropoda; Insecta; Coleoptera; Nitidulidae
Source: the annotation of a GenBank genome assembly